AUGGUUAACGUACCCAAACAGCGCAGGACAUACUGCAAAAAAUGUAAGUGCCACAAGACUCACAAGGUGUCACAGUACAAAAAGUCCAAAGAAAGGCACGCUGCCCAGGGUAGAAGACGUUAUGACCGUAAACAACAGGGUUAUGGUGGUCAGUCCAAACCCAUCUUCAAAAAGAAGGCGAAAACUACCAAGAAAAUUGUGCUCCGUCUGGAAUGUGCCGAUUGCAAGGUUAGGUCACAAGUAGCACUUAAGCGCUGCAAGCACUUCGAGCUCGGUGGUGACAAGAAGAGGAAGGGACAGAUGAUUCAGUUCUAG
Molecule: messenger RNA, 315 nt
Organism: Arctia plantaginis
Lineage: Eukaryota; Metazoa; Arthropoda; Insecta; Lepidoptera; Erebidae
Source: the annotation of a GenBank genome assembly